AUGGAGGCCGUCGGUUCCAGACUCAGCCGCGCCUCCUCUCGCUACGGCACCGCCACCGUCUUCACGGGCCCCGUCAGGAAGUGGAAGAAAAAGUGGGUGCACGUCACUCCCUCUUCCUCACCCAGCAACACCAACACCAUCACUGCCAACAACGCGCACUCUCCUGCCAAUUCCAACGCUUCCUCUCGCCUCCUCCUCCGCCGCUGGACCCCCACCACCGCCGAUGACGCUGCCGCCACCGUCUCCGACGAGCCUCCCAGGAGGAAGUUCCGUUACACCCCUUUCCUGUGUUGUGUUGAUGAGGUGUGGCGGUUAGGUGUGUUUGGGAUUUUUCGGUGGAACGAAAAGCGUUGGGUUGGAUUGCUUGUUUGCAUGUUGCAUGAGUUGGGAUUUGGGGUUUUGAGAAAGAUGAUUGCUGUGCUAGAUGAACAGAAAAAGAUGAUGGUUGUAAAGGAAGAGCAUGAAUCCGCAACUGAGAGUGACCAAUCAGCCGCCAGACAGAAAAAUGUCACCCAUGAGAUGCAAGGGAAACUGAACAUGAAUGAAAAGUUGGAGGAAACCAAGGAUUCAAACAUUGUUGAAUUGGAUCAUGGUUUGGACUUGCAUAGCAACAAAGAUGAAACCAGCCAGAACAGUGAUACUCAAUUGGAAAUUAGCCAUGAUCUUGUGUAUAGUGCUGCCAGUAGUAUAGGAAUGAUCACUGACUAG
Messenger RNA from Sphenostylis stenocarpa, 708 nucleotides. Lineage: Eukaryota; Viridiplantae; Streptophyta; Magnoliopsida; Fabales; Fabaceae. The record is from the annotation of a GenBank genome assembly.